This is a messenger RNA of Medicago truncatula (barrel medic), 1964 nucleotides long. RefSeq names its product probable pre-mRNA-splicing factor ATP-dependent RNA helicase DEAH5. The transcript has 2 exons. Lineage: Eukaryota; Viridiplantae; Streptophyta; Magnoliopsida; Fabales; Fabaceae. The coding region runs from base 139 to 972 and encodes 277 amino acids. The record is from RefSeq and is a predicted model, not a curated record.
UCAAUAUUCAAACCAGCAUAAAAAAUAACCCCAAAAUAGCACAUCAAUUUGUUUCCAGAACAAUCUUCACUGUCGUAAACCCUAACCCUUCCACCGUGACAUUGUUUCCGAUUUCAGAUUGCCACCGCUCAACUUGCAAUGCCGCACAUUGCCACCGCUCUGAUGGGUUCCGAUAUUCCACAAGAUGGAUUGAAGAAACUGGAGUAUCUUUCACUCGUAUCCAAAGUAUGCACCGAGUUAGAAUCUCACACCGGCACCCGCGACAAAGUUCUCGCCGAAUUCAUCACCGAUUUAGGUCACUCUUCCAACUCCGUCGAAGAAUUCGACGCUAAAUUGAAAGAAAACGGUGCUGAAAUGCCCGAUUAUUUUGUCAGAACGCUUCUCACUAUAAUUCAUGCGAUUCUUCCUCCAAAACCUAAGAAGCAGAGAGAAAAUCUGAAAGAGAAUGCCAAUUCGAACACGAAGUUUAAGGCUUUGGCGAUUUCAGAUGAUAGGGGUCGUGCUGAGAAGCUGAGAGAAGAGAUUGAAAUUGAAGCUAGAGAGAAACAGAAGCCACCAAUGGAAGAUGAUGAUGGUUAUAGAGAUAGGGAUAGAAGAGAUAGACAUAGAGAUAGAUAUGAUAGAAGGGGGAAUGAUAGAGAUAGAGAUAGGCGUGAAAGAGAUGAUAAAAGGGGGAGUGAUAGAGAUCGUGGUGAUAGGCGCGAUAGAGAUGAUACAAGAGGCAAUGCUAGAGAUAGAGAUAGAUAUGAAAAAGAUGAUAAAAGAAGAGAUGAUAGAGAUAGGGAUCGAUAUGAAAGAGAUGAUAAAAGGGGGAAUGAUAGAGAUAGGGAUAGGGAUUGGUAUGAGAGACGAAGGAGAGAUGAGUAUGAGGAGGACGAAGGUGGGAGGGAGGAGAAUGGUGGUGAUGAGAAAGGGAGGGGAGGAAGAGAUACGAGGCGUGGUGGUGGUUCUGGUGAGCCGGAGUUGUAUUAGGUCUGGUUGAGAUAGAAAACCAUGGUACACAUGUAGUUGUUUACACUGUUGGUGCUGAUGAUGAAGCUUGGAGACCCAAACAGUUGAUUCCUUGGCACCUUAGAACUGAUGAGUGGAUACGUAGUGCCGGAGCAUACAUUUCUAUUUGGUGAUUCAACUGUAGUGUACUUUCUCAGAUUUACAAUGGAUCCAGAAUAUGAGGACGAGAUUCUUUCGUUUAACUUUGAAACAGAAGUCAUGUAUAUGCCACUCCCUCACGAAGAAUAUCAAUCUCAUUUACUUUUAUGCGCUUUAGGCAAUAGGUUGUGUUGUUCUUAUGUGGCGUUCAACUCAUUGUCUAUAUAUCAACUUGUGGAUAACAUUUGAGGACUAUUAUGUGUAACCGCGCUACCUAUAAUGCUGCCUCAUGUGUCACAUCGCCGUUUUCUACCGAUCCAUUUCCACAACAAUAUUUUGCUAGUGGCUUUUAGGCUCGUUUUCGAUAUCCCAUUAUUCGGAAAUAGAGACCAGCACUGUUUAAUUAUUGAUUUUGCUGCCAAUAGUCCAAUACAACAUCUCUCGUCAAUAGUCCUGGCGGUAUCAACCGGUUCCUUGCUAAACCAUUUGUGGAGAGUCUCGAAGUUUUGCCUUAUUGAGAUCAAGUUGCAGGUACUACCAGCCAAGAGGAAAUUGGCAUGGAGUGUCUAUUUCGGCCGAUGAUAGACAUCAGGUGGGGUUUAGCAUCGGAAGGGAACAAAAAUUAGUUUAUUCGGAUGGUUAAGAUGCAUCACCUGUUAAGGGGUUGUGACUUUUUGUAAGGUAUUGGGAUACAAAAAUCUCGGGCCCACCACAAUAUUAAAUAACAAUAUUGUAUUUGUUUGAAUUAUUGGUGAUUUUUGUAAAAAAUUAUGGGCCUUAUCUAUUGUACUUGAGCUUGCUGGUUAGACCCAAGAAUUUCGGAAUAGCCUGUACCAUUUUAUUUUGUUAAAAUGUUUUGAUGUUAAUUUAAAUUA